Wallemia mellicola CBS 633.66 is the source of this 1477-nucleotide messenger RNA. RefSeq lists its product as hypothetical. The coding region runs from base 123 to 818 and encodes 231 amino acids. The record is from RefSeq and is a predicted model, not a curated record. Gene Ontology annotation, cellular component: mitochondrion. The transcript is spliced from 3 exons. NCBI's taxonomy places the organism in Eukaryota, Fungi, Basidiomycota, Wallemiomycetes, Wallemiales, Wallemiaceae.
GACAACAAUUAUUAGCUAAUAAUAUCACGAAAUAUACCAGAAUAAGAAGCUUAAACUCAACACGUCGGCGACUGACAGAGAAUGAGAUUAUUGCCUCUACGCAGCCGCCGCAACCGCCAGCGAUGGCAACACCUUCCUUGGAAUUCAAUAGAGACAUCGGCAAGACAGACAGAGUGUACCACCCAUUCGAUACUUACAAGUUCGUUACUACUUUACAAGGAUACGGUUAUUCUCGACGUAUAUCAGAGAUAAUAAUGGUUGCGACUAGAACGUUACUCGUACAGCACGCUUUAAUAGCUAGAAGUUCGCUAAUGACGAGGGAAGAUAUGGAGAAUUCAAGCUACCUUUUCAAAGCUGCUCUAACAGAGCUUCGCGUGGAAUUGAGCAUAAGAGGGCGUGCAGACGCCAGUGCUUUGAGGAGCCUGACCACAGCUCUCACACGCGAAGUCGACGGUUUAGAACAGAAAAUGAAAGAAGAUGUAGGAAGUCUCAAAGACGACAUAGAAUUAGAUAUGAACAAUCGCAAAGAUGAGACACAAUCUGAUGGCAAAGCCUUUGAAAUAAACGUACAAUCACUUAACAAUAGGAUAACAGUAGCGACAGGUGAAUUGAGAACCGAAGUGGAGAGAGAUAAAUGGGAUACGACUAUUCGUGUAGUCGGUGUAAUCUUCUUUGAGGCAGUCUGUAUCGUCGCAGCUGUACUCCUCUCGGAUCCUGAAGAUGUAGCUAAACAAAAGCAAGUACAAACACGUUUACCAACUGCUGAAGAAUUGGGUAUUAGGCCGACUGAUGAUGAUAUACAAGAACGCGUUAUAUGAGGAUAGUUUUGGCUUAUUGUUACAAUUUAUCAUGGUUUACGUCCCCGAGUACCCCUUGGCCGACCUCUCGAUCGUCCCCUGCCACGUCCACGAUGUACUUGUGGUUGCUCUUCUACCCGUUCAUUUGGAUCUGCUGUCGCGUAGACUGACGCCAUUGAUCCGAGUUGCAUAUCCGCCAGUUUGGAAGUGAGUUCGUCUUCCUCCUUUGUGGUGUCCUGUUUGUCUUUUUGUGCGAUAAUAUCUGUAUCAGCAGGUUGUUGGAGAAUAGCAUCAUCUUUCUUCUCCGUCUUCUUCUCAGUCUUCUUCUCUGGUUUGUUCUCAGAAAUAAGUGAUUCUAAUCCCUGAAUGAUGGUUUUUUUGUCUGUUUCUUGCUGCCCUGCUAUAGUGUUCUUAUCAAGUUGCCGAGGUGAGGAUGGUAGUGACCCAGGACUUCUAUAGCGACUUUGAGGUGGUUUAUAUCUUUGUAUAUCUUCUACAGGUUGAAAUCCUGGUCUAACUUUUCUCUCCUUCCUCACACUUGAGUGUAUCAGCUAGAAGUACACUCUAGUUGCUAUACCCACCUCCCGUCAGCUCUCACACUUUGUGGAAUAGCACGUUCACCAUCUUCCCUAUCGACGAUCCCAGCAGCGCUCACUACUGGUGUUGAUCGCGGUGUUGUC